AGAAGAUAUUAGAAAAUUUUCUGUUAGUGUACAUUUGACUCAGCGUCUUCUCUAACAAUGGAAGGAACUAGUUUUCUCCGAGGGCGACCUCUAACAACAACAGUAUCCUCCUCUCUUCCCAGACAGAGGUUCCUUAUCCAAGGAUGGAAGAGCAAUCGGAUUGUCAGGUUUUCUGGUUUGAAGAAUCACUCUGUUUCUCGAAAGUCCAGGUCUUCUUCCUUCGAUCUAAGCCUCAGAGCUUCAGGUCCUAUAAAUGCAAGCUCUGCCGCAACAGAGGCAAACCCUGUAAAAUCAGAAUCCAAGGAACAAGACCUUGUCUUUGUAGCUGGUGCUACCGGUAAAGUUGGUUCUAGGACUGUAAGAGAGCUACUGAAGCUCGGAUUCCGAGUUAAAGCAGGAGUUCGAAGCGCUCAAAGAGCAGCAAGUCUUGUGCAAAGUGUUAAGGAUAUGAAGACAGAAGAAGGAACUCAACGUGUCUGUGUCUUUAGCCCAGCUGUAGAAAAGCUUGAGAUUGUGGAAUGUGACUUGGAGAAGAAAGACUCAAUACAGCCUGCUUUGGGGAAUGCAUCUGUGGUUAUAUGCUGUAUAGGUGCUAGCGAGAAAGAAGUAUCAGAUAUCACCGGUCCUUACAGGAUUGAUUACUUAGCCACUAAAAACCUUGUUGAUGCUGCAACAUCUGCAAAGGUUAAUAACUUCAUCUUGGUGACAUCCUUGGGGACAAAUAAAUUUGGAUUUCCCGCUGCCAUUCUCAAUUUAUUCUGGGGAGUUCUUUGCUGGAAGAGAAAAGCUGAAGAAGCCUUGAUUGCAAGCGGUCUCAACUACGCAAUAGUUAGGCCUGGAGGAAUGGAGAGACCAACUGAUGCAUACAAGGAAACUCAUAAUCUCACUCUUGCUCUAGAUGAUACAUUGUUUGGUGGUCAGGUCUCAAAUCUCCAGGUUGCAGAAUUGCUAGCUUGUAUGGCUAAGAACCCUCAACUUUCUUGCUCUAAGAUUGUGGAAGUAGUUGCUGAAACAACUGCACCAUUAACUCCAAUUGAAAAGCUUCUUGAAAAGAUUCCUUCCAAACGUCCUUAUCUGCCUCCACCAAAGGAAUCAGUUGCAGCCAAAGAAGAAGUAACACCAGUCCCUGCAGAGCCUGUCACGCAAGAAUCAGUUGCAGCCAAAGAGGUAACUCCAGUUCCUACUGAGCCUGUCACGCAAGAACCAACACCUCCCAAGGAGGAUGAAGCACAAGUAAAAGAAGUGAAACCUAGACCGUUGUCUCCAUAUGCCGCCUAUGAAGACUUGAAACCUCCAACAUCUCCUAUUCCGGCCACAGCACUUGGUGCCACCAAAGCUAAGGAGGUGGAUGCAACUCCGGUUCCGGAGGUGGAAGCAACUCAGGCUCCUGUUGAGGCCAAUGUAGCUCCACCACCAGAAAAUCCUGUUGAGGUCACUGUCCCAGAGGCAGUAGAAGUGAAACAAGUUGAGGAAAAGAAAGAGAGGCCUCUUUCUCCUUAUGCUAGCUAUGACAAUCUAAAGCCCCCUUCAUCACCCACUCCUAAAGCUUCGGGUAUCCGCAAGAGCGACUCUGUGGCGCCGCCUGUUCCAACCGAUUCUGGUACUGUUGUUGAAAGCUCAACAGUUGAAAUAAGUGUCACUGAGGAGGCAGAAGCACCAGUUAUACCAAAAAUGAGACCUCUUUCUCCUUAUGCAGCUUACGCAGACCUGAAACCACCAACCUCACCAACUCCUGCAUCAACCGGUCCCAAGAAAACAGCACCUGCAGAAGAAAACUCAGAGUUGCCUGGAGGCAAUGACGUACUGGGAACAGCUGACGGUAGUGUGAACCCGACUGAAUCUGCUUCUGUCCCAGAAGCAGAAACUGUUGACAAUGUGACAGAAAGUCCCCUUCCCCAAGAAGAGAAUGCAGCUGUUCAGCCAAAACCAAGACCUUUGUCACCUUACACAAUGUAUGAGGACAUGAAGCCUCCAACAUCACCUCUUCCAUCCCCGGUCAUCAAUCAUUAGUUAUUUGUGAAAUGAUUUGCCCUUAAAACCCUGGAGCUUCUUAUUCUAAGCUUCUGAUUUAAAAAAAAAAAUGUGAGAGAGAUGGGGCAAUUCAGUUUUUCAGGUAUGCAUCAGUGAGCUUAUAUAUAUGUAAAAGUAAUACAAGAUUCAUCUUUGCCUUCUUGAGUUAAUUUAUCUUCUGUUCAAAUACUCA
Raphanus sativus (radish) is the source of this 2203-nucleotide messenger RNA. RefSeq names its product protein TIC 62, chloroplastic. The coding region runs from base 58 to 2010 and encodes 650 amino acids. NCBI's taxonomy places the organism in Eukaryota, Viridiplantae, Streptophyta, Magnoliopsida, Brassicales, Brassicaceae. The record is from RefSeq and is a predicted model, not a curated record. The transcript has 15 exons.